Molecule: messenger RNA, 1326 nt
Organism: Daldinia vernicosa
Lineage: Eukaryota; Fungi; Ascomycota; Sordariomycetes; Xylariales; Hypoxylaceae
Product: emp24/gp25L/p24 family/GOLD-domain-containing protein
Exons: 3
Coding region: 295-951 (218 amino acids)
Biological process (GO): intracellular protein transport; Golgi organization; endoplasmic reticulum to Golgi vesicle-mediated transport
Cellular component (GO): COPII-coated ER to Golgi transport vesicle; endoplasmic reticulum-Golgi intermediate compartment; Golgi apparatus
Source: RefSeq, a predicted model, not a curated record
CGUGAUUAGUUGAUCAGCUUAUCGAUAUACCCCUGCGCGUUUAGUGCUAUGUAUUGUACUGCCAGGGAGUCCUUUCAGGCCACUGCAGCAACUAUCUAACCCCCUGUAUUGUACGGGCCAUUUUUCGAACGUGGCACCUUGGAAUUUAGAGUCCGCGAGAGCUUCACACCCUAUUUGCCAAAGCCCGUCGCUAACCAUUCGACCCGACCCUAAAAGAAGCCCCGAUACAAUCAAUUGAAAAUACCAUAGUCAAUUCAACAACCACAACAACAACAAGUAACGCUACCGACAACGAUGAGGGUGCUUCUUUCCCUCCUGAUGCUGGGCUCCGUCGCCCAUGCGCUCUACUUCUUCCUCGACGGCACGAACGCGAAAUGCUUCUUCGAGGAGCUGCCCAAGGACACGCUUGUCCUCGGGCAUUACCAGGCUGAGGAGUGGGACGACAACAUACAUGCCUGGGCCAAGCACGACGGCAUCAGCAUUUACAUCUCCGUUGACGAAAUCUUCGACAACGACCAUCGGGUAGUCUCGCAGCGGGGAUCCUCGUCGGGCAAAUUCACCUUCACGGCGGCCGAGUCGGGCGAGCACAAGAUCUGCUUCACGCCGAGCAGCAGUAGCGGGCGUCCCGGCUGGCUUUCCGCCUCGCAACCCAACGGCGGCAUCAAGUUGACCCUCGACCUCGCCAUCGGCUCCUCUGAGAUCGAGUCCACCGACAAGACCAAGCUCAUGGACAUCUCUCAGCGCGUCCGCGACCUCAACGCCCGCCUCCAGGACAUCCGCCGCGAACAGAUCUUCCAGCGAGAGCGAGAAGCCGAGUUCCGGGAUCAAUCUGAGUCUACCAACUCGCGUGUUGUACGUUGGAUGGUUAUCCAGCUUGUCGUUCUUGGUAUUACAUGUGCCUGGCAGCUAUCUCAUCUCCGGUCUUUCUUCAUCAAGCAGAAGCUUACUUAAGCCUGCGACCAUCAUGUUGUUAUCAAUAGGCAAGGGGAGUUUUGGUUUGUACGAAAGCUGUCACGGUUAACGCAGUUUACGGUAAACGGGAGAAGGGUUACGAAGGUGAUGAUACUUCGGCUGUUAUAACCACAACCGGUCGUCAUGUACAGAUCACAUUACCAAGUUGGAACGGAAGCCGUCUACCACAAGAUGGGCUUACUUGGCCCAUUGGAAGAAUCUUGCACGUAAAAUUUGUGAACCUAGGGACAGUUUAGCAUGAAAAUAUGAUCAUUUUGAGAGGAUACCAUUAGGUAGUAACGAGCACACAUUAAUAAAUUACGAUAGUACUACUGGGCCAAUACGGUCUAGUGUCACAUAUCGAUCGAAUACAAC